CUGCUACGGACUCUUUGAGAGUAUUCCACUCAGUUAAUGCAUGUUGCCAACUACACUUCGAACUAUUUUCUUCAGAAGACUUGCUUCAAUAGCCACAAUGUCUCGUCUUCACCGCUUCGAGGAUUCAAUGGGAAGCGUGUAUGGAAAAUUCUCUGAAGUGCCCGACGCUUCGGCCUGGGUACCCCCGCCAAAGUCUGGGGGCCAUCGCGGGCGCUAUCUAUGGACUGACGCUUUCGGCGUGCUGAACUUCCUAACGUUGCAUAAGGAGAAUCAAACCUAUGACGAAAGGUAUCUCACGUUUGCAAAACGGCUUGUUUACACUGUCCACGAUGUCUUGGGUCGGACUCGCGAUGGACGGGCGCGCCUCCCACAUGCCACCGACAAAGAGCCGCUUCUAGGCGGGCUGCGUAUCGGAAAGGAAUCAGAAACAGGACCCGACGGUGAUGGCCAAUAUCACCAUUAUCUAACCCUGUGGAUGUUUGCACUGAAUCGGUUGUCCAUGGCUACGGGCGAUCCAUCAUUUAAUCGGCAAGCCGUCUCUCUGGCUAAAGCCAUACACCCGCACUUCUUCCUUGACCGAACAUCGGCGCGUCCACGAAUGGUUUGGAAGGUAGCAAUGGAUCUAUCUCGACCGCUUGUGGCGAGCGAAGGGAACCUAGAUCCGAUAGAUGGAUUCGUCGUCUUCCGGAUUCUGCAAUCAUCAGCCGAGAAAUAUGGUGAUGGCAAGGUUUUAGAGGAAGAAAUUGGCGACUACGAGAGAGUGAUGGCUCGUAAAGGGAGCCAUUACGUAUCUAGCGACGCUCUGGACCUGGGAAUGACUCUGUGGACAGCCCAUUGGCUCGCUAUAAAAGAAGACUGGGCAGCCGAUUUGGCGAAGAGAUGUAUCUCCCAACUGCGAAACCUCUUCAACAUUGACAGGUAUCUCGAAACGCCGGUGCGCUUUCGCCUUGCAUUUAGAGAGUUCGGGACGUGUCUCGGAAUAGGUUGUAUCUUUGACCCAGACAGCAAGGCGGAUGGCGCUCUUGAGUUGAGAUCGCGUUCAGAUGAGAUCCUUUCCCAGUGGGAAAGGUAUAUAUCUUCGGCUUUGACCCCGGAAGAUCUGAAGCCUAUCACGACAGUCAUGUAUUCCACAGCUUUAAUCCCUGGCGCAUUCAAGGCAGGAUUUUUUGGCCCUGAGCCUAUCAGGGAUAUCAUAGACUGA
Molecule: messenger RNA, 1201 nt
Organism: Coccidioides immitis RS
Lineage: Eukaryota; Fungi; Ascomycota; Eurotiomycetes; Onygenales; Onygenaceae
Exons: 3
Coding region: 41-1201 (386 amino acids)
Biological process (GO): carbohydrate metabolic process
Source: RefSeq, a predicted model, not a curated record